Messenger RNA from Haemonchus placei, 648 nucleotides. Lineage: Eukaryota; Metazoa; Nematoda; Chromadorea; Rhabditida; Trichostrongylidae. The record is from the annotation of a GenBank genome assembly.
CUGGAAAAAGUUUUUCCAGAUGUGAUUUGUAACGAUUGUACUCGAGUAAUACUAAAUGAUGGAAAAGGUUCCGAUUACAUCCAUGCUAACUACAUAAAAGGAGAUCCAUUAUUAUGCACAUACAUAUGUACACAGGGACCUCUGCCAUCGACUAUAUUCGAUUUUUGGAGAAUGAUAUGGUUGGAAAAGGUGUCGCAUGUAAUAAUGUUAUGUAGUACAAUGGAAUGUGGAAAGAAGAAAUGCGAACAGUACUGGCCAGAAGAUAACGGUGCAAGCUUGACAUUCAAUGGUAACAACUUGGUUAACAACUCGGACCCUCACGUAACUCGCACUACUCUCGAACUUAAGCAAGGUACAGAAAAGCAUUUUCUGAAGCAUCAUCGAUGGAAGACAUGGCCAGAUAAAACCGUACCCAAAUCGCUGUUGGCAGUAUUCCGAAUCCUGCAUCAGACAAGGAAGUCAAAAACGCCUAUAGUGGUUCACUGCUCUGCUGGAGUGGGAAGAACUGGAUCAUUUGUGAGUGAGAUAUUUUCAAUCAAAUCAGUCAGUCAAGUCCUUGCCAAGUCGGAUGACUCCUCGCCGUCUUUCUCUUUUUGUUCUUCAUCAUUUGUCCUACUUGGUAGCAGAGUCUGCUUUUCUGAUGGUUGA